AUGGCGGCCGGCAGGGCGUCCUUGGUGGCGCUUGGGCUUCAGUUUCAUGUGAAAAAUAAGCUGCUGUCAAAGUCAGUUUUUCUUAAAAUUACCAACUGUAUUAGAAGAGGGUUUGCUGCAGGUGUGGUGUCUCAGCCCAUUGAAGAGCCCAAUUCAACAACUUUUCCAAACAUCAAUUACAGUGGACCUCUGGAACAUUACAACAGUUUAAUACGAGAUGGAGUUUUGCGAGAAGAUCUGCAGCAAAAGGCUGUUUUGGAAAAACUGGAUCAGAUGCAAAAGGAUCUUCGAGGAUACAGCAACGAUCACUUGAACUUAUUUUCAAAGUUCUUCUCCAGACAAAAGCCACCAAAGGGUUACUACAUAUAUGGUGAUGUCGGUACGGGGAAAACAAUGGUUAUGGAUAUGUUUUACGAUCAUGUAGAGACAACAAAGAAAAAAAGAGUUCAUUUUCACGGUUUUAUGUUGGAUGUACAUAAACGAAUUCAUCGGCUCAAGCAGAGUCUACCCAAGAGAAAAGUGGGUAAAAUGGCAAAGGCGUAUGAUCCUAUAGCACCGGUUGCUGAAGAAAUCAGUGAGGAGGCUUGUCUGCUGUGCUUUGAUGAGUUUCAGGUCACUGAUAUCGCGGAUGCCAUGAUUCUGAAGCAGCUUUUUGAGAAUCUCUUUCUGAAUGGGGUCAUAGUGGUUGCCACAUCCAAUCGGCCUCCAGAUGAUCUGUACAAAAACGGAUUACAGAGGGCAAACUUUGUGCCAUUCAUAGCUGUGCUAAAGCAUUACUGCCACACGCUGCGUCUGGAUUCUGGAAUAGAUUACCGGAAAAGAAAUCGCCCUGCAGCGGGAAAACUCUUCUACCUCUCCAGUGAGCCGGAUGUUAAUGCAACGCUCGAUAAACUCUUUGAUGAACUGGCCUUCAAGCAGAAUGACAUUACUCGGCCCAGAUCUCUGAAGGUUAAUGGUCGGACGCUGACACUUAACAAGGCUUGUGGGACCAUAGCAGACUGCACCUUUGAGGAGCUCUGUGACCGGCCUGUCGGAGCCAGUGACUACCUGGAGAUCUCCUCUGUGUUUGACACCGUGUUUAUUCGCAACAUUCCUCUGCUCACGUUGAAUAAGAAGACACAGGCCAGACGCUUUAUAACUCUUAUCGAUGCACUCUAUGAGCACAAGGUUCGAGUGGUGCUGCAUGCAGAGACGGUGUUAGAAGAGCUGUUUGUUCAUAAUGGCCAUCACAACGAUCAUCAUGACACGCAUGUGUUGUUGGAUGAUUUAGGCAUUUCAAGGGAUGCAGGCAGCUCGCUGGCCAUCUUCACGGGUGAGGAGGAGGUGUUUGCCUUCCAGAGAACAGUGUCUCGCCUUACUGAGAUGCAGUCGGAGGAGUACUGGCUUGCGGGGGAUAGGAGCUCUAAGUAGCUUUUAUCAUUUGACACUCAGUGUGAAGUAGCCAUCUCAACUAUCAUGAGGUCUCGGGAUCAACUGCAUUUGAUUUGGUUCAUACUGUAUUUUUUAACCAGGACUGUAUGCAAUACUGAUGCACUUUAUUUAAACGCACAUGCAAAUAAGGAAACAAACUAAUGUCUGUACUGAGGUUUGCUCUCGGGAAAUAAGACAAGGUUAAUGGAAGAGUCCAGGGCCCGGUUGCAUAAAGCACCUUAAGUGUAAUUUUCCCUUAAUUUCACCCUUAUGUUUCCCUUAAAAUUAAGGGUGUUGCAGAAAAACCCUUACGUUUUUUCUGUUGCGUCUCCAUGGCAACAAUAGUAUUUUAUAACAACAAACCGGGGUCACUGUCAUGAAACACUUUACGAUUACCUUUACCUAAGAGAACCAUUUAAGGGAUUAUAUGCAAAACAUUUGCACUUAAGGGAAAAACUUAAGGUGCUUUAUGCACCCGGGCCCAGGUCUGCCAAAGAUAUAUUUUAAACUGAGGCCUUUUUAAUAUUUUUAAAAAACUGUAUUAUUUUAUUGACAUCCAUACAAUGGUUAAACUGUUGACAGAAUGAAAAAUAUUUAAAAAAUAAUGUUUGUGUAUUUUUUUUUCUUCAAAUUUAAGAUGUCUGGUUAUUAUGUUGGUUGUUUUAUCUUGUCUAUGUCUUGUUCUCUGAUGUGUAACAUGAGAUUAUUUAUAUUAAGCUUUAUUUGAAGGGAACGUGGUUAGAUCUUUGCGAAUGAGAGCGAGAGAGGAUUAUUUAUUAGUUAUGUUUAAGGUAAGCAUAACUACUACAGUACUGAAGCAAUUAUCCUUUAAAUUGUGUGAUCUCUUGAGAAGUAUGCUAAUACUUUAUACAUAAAAUAUUUUGUAUUUAGCUACACAGUAAGCUGCUGGAAAUUGCUAAUUUAAUUUACAAAUAAUCAAACAGCCCUGUAAUUUCUGAAGUUAUAUUGGUGGUGCACUGCAUUGUGUUAGCAAUGCAAAAGUCAUGGGGUUCAAUCCUAGGAUCCCAAAGAUACUGAAAAAAAAUGUAUUGAUUAAAUGCACUGUAAGUUGGUUUGGAUAAAAGCUUCCAAACAAAUGCAUAAAUGUAAAAUGUCUUAAUUUUGUAUGCAAAAUAUAAUUAUUAUUAAUG
This is a messenger RNA of Paramisgurnus dabryanus, 2561 nucleotides long. RefSeq names its product AFG1 like ATPase a (gene afg1la). Gene Ontology annotation, molecular function: ATP hydrolysis activity; ATP binding. Gene Ontology annotation, cellular component: mitochondrion; cytoplasm. The record is from RefSeq and is a predicted model, not a curated record. Lineage: Eukaryota; Metazoa; Chordata; Actinopteri; Cypriniformes; Cobitidae.